Messenger RNA from Saprolegnia diclina VS20, 1000 nucleotides. RefSeq lists its product as hypothetical. The transcript has a single exon. The coding region runs from base 60 to 503 and encodes 147 amino acids. The record is from RefSeq and is a predicted model, not a curated record. NCBI's taxonomy places the organism in Eukaryota, Oomycota, Saprolegniomycetes, Saprolegniales, Saprolegniaceae.
CAGUUGUCAACCCGCUGGCUCUGCGACAGAUUCCACGACACGAAUAGCAGCAACACGAGAUGCCCGUGACCUUUGGCCCGAGAACGACGUACCUCUUUGGUAUCGACGUCAACGGAUCAGCCUUGCCCAAGGAGAGUGGCCCGCCCAUCGGACUCGCGUCCAAGCACCACACGAUCACGAUCGAGCCGAGCGUCGAGAGGCUCGUUGAGAAACGCCGCCGCCGCGUGCGGAGAUUCGACCACACGGAGCGCAUUCGCAUGCUCCAGACGCUCUACGACGCCAAGACGCUCGCUGUCUUUUGCUACGAAGCCAUCGACAGCCGCAAGGAACGGCUCGAGACGGCCGACGAACUCGCGCAGGCCGAGCGUGGCCUGGCCGACCGGCGACGAAAGCGGGCCGCCGAGACGGCACCGCCCGCCACGAAGCGCCCGCGCAUGCUCUUUGCCAUGGAGUACGACAACGAUGAUGACGAAGAUGAAGUGGACGACGUCGACGAACAGUAGGCCGUGUUAUUUUGAUGUGUGUUGUGUGAAUAGAAGGCGCUUCAGAACAUGAUGGUGAAGAAAAGCUUGCGUCGUCCCGCAGCGCCCGAUGGAACGACGACCGUGAUGACGUGGGUUGCACGGACAUAGAAACAACCGCCGGUGCUAAGUUUGGCCGUGACGAGGCGCGAGCCUGCCUGCACAAAGACAUUGCAGCCACUUCUGAUUCAAGCACAGGUUCAAGAAGACUGAUAGAGGAGGCGACGAGGACAGUCGGCAAGCGUAUUUGCGUUCUUGAGAGAAGAAGCACCGUACGUACCGUACGCGCUGCUCGCGACCAACUGACCCAAUCUUUGUCGAGAUCAUCCAAGCACCGUAUUGCGGAUGCUGCUCGCGAGCGCAAGUUAUUACAAGCGACACGCCGCUUUUCUAGUCAUGCAUCGGAGUGAGGGUUCGACUUAUGAAUUAAAACAACUAGACGCUGUACUACUAAAACUACAGUAGCUUCUCCAAUGUCG